AUGACUGGAAAACCAUCAGAUCUUUGUCACAUAUCGGGGAAGAAGAAGGUGUUAUCGGCGUCAAGCAGUAUGUCUGAUCAAGAGGAAUUGUUUGGGAUCAAAUAUGAGACUCUGAAGGAGGAUCAUGAGAAUCUGAAACAAGAUUACGCUAGUCUUGAGGAAAGGUUUAAGCUUGUAGAUGAAAUGAAUGACAUGUUGAAGUUGCAUCGUCAAAAUCAAAUUAAGGAUAUCGAGCCGGAAAAUCCACGCUUGCUCAAGGAUCUUGAGAGCGAGAGGAGUGAGAAGAGCAAGAUGGUUGAAAAAAUUAAGAGAAUGGUGAGUGAGAGAGAGGCCGUGAAAGAGAAAGAGGAGCUGGAGAAUUUGCGUCUUCAGAAAAGAGCUAAGGAGCUCGAGGCGACAAAUCUACCCUGCUCAAGGAACUUGUUUGGAGUUUGUUCCCAUCUCUUUCCUUCUCUCUCUCGUUUUCUUUAUAACUCUAGUCCAUCUCUCUUUUGA
This is a messenger RNA of Microthlaspi erraticum, 495 nucleotides long. Lineage: Eukaryota; Viridiplantae; Streptophyta; Magnoliopsida; Brassicales; Brassicaceae. The record is from the annotation of a GenBank genome assembly.